CGCGCGCAGCUGCCUCCCGGUGCGCGGAGCUCCCGGUGCAGCCGGCUCCCCCGGCCGAGGUCGCGUCGCCAACCAGCGACCGCGGCCCCGCGCGCGCGCGCGCGCACAAAGGCUCCGACGGCGGCCGGCGCCCGCGGCGGUGGCCUUGCGCGCGCCCUAGCACAGCCCCGGGGCACCAUGCCGCGGCGCCUGCAGCAGCGGGGCGCGGGCGCCAAGGGGCCGCCGGCCCCGACCUCCCGGCGCUCGCCCCCCGCCUCCGCCCCCCGGAGCCCGCCGGCCAGCGCCGCCAAGCCGCUGCUGCGCUGGGACGAGGUGCCCGACGACUUCGUGGAGUGCUUCAUCCUGUCCGGCUACCGGCGGCUGCCGUGCACCGCGCAGGAGUGCCUGGCCUCGGUGCUGAAGCCCACCAACGAGACGCUCAACUUCUGGACGCACUUCAUCCCGCUGCUGCUGUUCCUCAGCAAGUUCUGCCGCCUGUUCUUCCUGGGCGGCAGCGACGUGCCCUUCCACCACCCCUGGCUGCUGCCGCUGUGGUGCUAUGCGUCGGGAGUGCUGCUGACCUUCGCCAUGAGCUGCACGGCGCACGUGUUCAGCUGCCUGUCGCUGCGCCUGCGCGCCGCCUUCUUCUACCUGGACUACGCUUCCAUCAGCUACUAUGGCUUUGGCAGCACCGUGGCCUACUACUACUACCUGCUGCCCAGCCUGAGCCUGCUGGACGCCAGGGUCAUGACGCCGUACGUGCAGCAGCGCCUGGGCUGGCACGUGGACUGCACCCGCCUCAUCGCGGCCUACCGCGCGCUCGUGCUGCCCGUGGCCUUCGUGCUGGCCGUGGCCUGCACCGUGGCCUGCUGCAAGAGCCGCACUGACUGGUGCUCCUACCCGUUCGCCCUGCGCACCUUCGUCUUCGUCAUGCCGCUCAGCAUGGCCUGCCCCAUUAUGCUGGAGAGCUGGCUCUUCGACCUGCGGGGCGAGAACCCCACGCUCUUCGUGCACUUCUACCGCCGCUACUUCUGGCUGGUGGUGGCGGCCUUCUUCAACGUGAGCAAGAUCCCCGAGCGCAUCCAGCCGGGGCUCUUCGACAUCAUCGGCCACAGCCACCAGCUCUUCCACAUCUUCACCUUCCUCAGCAUCUACGACCAGGUGUACUACGUGGAAGAGGGCCUGCGCCAGUUCCUGCAGGCGUCCCCGGCAGCGCCCACCUUCUCCGGCACCGUAGGCUACAUGCUGCUGCUGGUGGUUUGCCUGGGCCUGGUCAUCCGGAAGUUCCUGAACAACUCCGAAUUCUGCAGUAAAAAGUGAGCCUCCGCCCCGGAGGAGGCUGUGGUUUGCCCACCUGUUCGCGUGGAGUUUCUGUUGUUCGCUGUUGGGUUUGUUUUCAAGUCUCGUUGUUUCCUUCUUUGCUAGAGGGAGGGUGCUGCAGACCACGAGGAAAAAGGUCCGCUGCUAGUUGGGGAUCCCAGUCCACUGGCCUUUGGAAGAGGGAAAUAGGGAUGAAGUCGAAGGAAGAGAGGGCCUCUGGAAAGAAAAAUUAGGUAUUGUCUAUGAUAUCCAGGGAUUUUGCAAGGACAAUGAAGAAAAAUCACAGAUAGAACCCCAAGCAGUUGGCUUUUUUUUUUUUUAAACAGUCUUCUGUGUCCCUUAGUGAAGGCAGGUAUGCAGUAAAGAGGAUAAACACAGAUCCCUGGCUGCUGCCUCUGCGGUCCAGAAAUGCUUGGAUUUGUCAAAAGAAUGGACCUUUCUUUGCUGGGAAAUGGGCACAAAGACACAAACCCAGGGCUUAACCCGCUAGACAAUGCAUGGAAUGUGAACACAAGUUAAUUAUUUCAAAAUGUUUAUCAGAUGUUAUUUAAAUGAUAAUAUAUACAUAUAUAUAUAUACAAUGAUUUUUUUUCAUAAUUUAUCAAAGCCCGGGAGAUGCACUUGAGUCUUCUUUGUCACAUAGUUCUGAUUUUGCUGCCUUCUGCAUUGCACUCGUGAACUGGACGUUAGGACAAGCUGCUUGAGAGUUCUCGACUACAUUUUUAAACAGUGUUUUCUGAAGGCCUGUGAGUGUCAUGAUAAAACUGAAUGACUACUUAGGGACCCUGAUUAGACUAUUGGUGAGACUCCAGUGGUUCGUAGAGGUCUCCAAUUCCUACUUACUUUCAUGUAUUCCACAAAACCCACCCUGGGUUUUUGUUUGUUUUCUUUUUAAUCUGAUUCUUUCCUCUCUACUUGUUUAAGUUGCCACUGAAAUAAAUGUGCCUUUUGAAGCAAAUGCCCAAAUGACUGGUCCUCAGACACCGCCUCUUGUACUGGGAGAAGAGCGUCUUCUUUCUCUGCUUUUCUGCAAAUCCUGGUUGGACAGAAGGGAAGGAAGAUGGGCUUGGUUUUAGGUUGAUAGUGGGAGCAGAAAUAGUUUAGAGGUGUACAGAGCACAUGGCUUCUGCCAGAGUCAGCCCUCUGACAUGGCUGAGGUUCCGAGUGCAGCCUCAAGGGGUGGGAGGAGAGGAUGGUGAUGCAUGUAUCCUUGCUGAAAAUUUAAAAGGCAACCAGGAUUACGUGAGGCGGUUCUAUUAUGAAAAUUAGGAGCAUGUUGCUUAUUGCUGGCAUUUCUGAGUUAAGACUACAGUUGUUAACACCAAAGUCUCAUUUGAAUCCAGACUAUGGAAACGAUUGGCAGUCACCUCGAAAGAUUAGGAGCAUGCUCCCAGACUCUUUCAGUGACCCUGUUGGCCAGUUGUUAGAUGUUUCUUAUAAAUGUCAACCUGUCAUUAAAAAUGGCAAUUCUUCAUCACAAACCACCGAGGUAGUGUAUUUAAAUAUACCUCACACUUUCUUGGUAAGUCCUUCUGGCUAAGAGCCAACCACGUUGGUGAAAGGGAGAGUCUUGGUUUCAUGGUGUAAUUUAAGGCAAGCACAUAGGGUACGUGGACAGUUACCUCAGUACUGGUAGGAUGGUGCUCCUGGAAAGAUAGCUGUUUUGCUUUUGUUCUUAAUUGCUACUGUAUUUGUAAAUAGAGAAUCUUGGCACAAUUCCCUGGAGGAACCAAUGCCCUGUGUGUGUUCACUUGCACACCGAAGUUAAAUUCCUGUGUGUGUGUUGAAUUUAAGUCUUCUUAAUGGGAUUUAAAAUACACUUUGCACAACCCCUGAUGAAUGUCAACGUCUCAUCCUUUGAUGCGUGCUUAACCACAGAUACCGAUCCUCAUCGAGACUUAAAUCAGCACCUGUGUUCAAGGGUAACUGUGGAGACCAGGAUACAGCCACACACUUACUUGCAUGUCACUGUUGCCUCUUGUAGAGUCUCAAAGAAUGUUCAUUCAUAAACUAGAGAAGCAGGUUAGGAAUGUUUUGUAGAAUGUGGUUUGUUGUUGUGGUUUUUGUUGAACGGGACUCCUCCCCCCAAACUCACACUUUUAAAGAACUCUCAAGAGAGAGAGACAUCUGAAAGAAACUGUGACUGUAAGGACAGGCACUAAAACCCAAAAUCUGUCACUUGAGGCUGUGGUUGGAGAUCUUCAGGGUCCCCUCUUGCUAGGUGUCUUUGUCUUUAAGCAGAGGCCACUUGAGGAUAAAAUCAUACCCGAAUCAUUUUCAAGUGAUUAUGAUGCAUAAGCCAGUGAGAUGACCUGCUUUCCCAGGGAAGGCCUCCUCACCCCUUCUACUCCAGGGAGAAGGAGGAUUCACCUCCCGGCUUUUCCUUUCUCCGGCUUCCUUUCCCCCUCUUCUUGUGCCACUGGCAUUGGCAAUGGGACAUUCUAGUUGAAAACAGGGUGUCAGCUUCCUUUCCUGUUUGCGAAUAGGAACCACACACACCAAUGAAGAUCAGGGAGGCUUAACUACAUGCUGCCGACUGAAUUAUACUAUUUCUGUUAAGGCAGAUAAUGCAUUUUAGAGCAAAUAUUUAUUCAGGCUCCAUGUGCAUGGAGCUAACCAGGCUUGUUACACAUUGCAGGAGUAAGGUAAGCCAUCAGAAUGAAACUCUUCAAAAAAUAAUUUUCCAUGAUCUCCAUUUUGGCUGCACCCAUUACAUUCAGUUUUGUUGUAUUGCAUUUAACAGUUCGAAAUAUAUGACAAAUUAUGAAUGAGAAUCCACCCCGUUGUCUUCAUAUAAUCAUCUAUCUGGCAGUAAAAUUCUGAAGCACAUUAUGAAAUCCAUUUUCUUGUCAUGUGUUAGUCAUAAUCUAGGUGGCAUCUCCAGCAGCAGUCCCUCGGAGUCCUGCCUGGGAAAUGAUUAUCUGACUCUGUGCCCGGCUGCUCUGUGGGU
Molecule: messenger RNA, 4249 nt
Organism: Peromyscus leucopus (white-footed mouse)
Lineage: Eukaryota; Metazoa; Chordata; Mammalia; Rodentia; Cricetidae
Gene: Paqr9
Product: progestin and adipoQ receptor family member 9
Exons: 1
Coding region: 178-1299 (373 amino acids)
Cellular component (GO): membrane
Molecular function (GO): signaling receptor activity
Source: RefSeq, a predicted model, not a curated record